AGUAGUAUAAUAAUACGCGUAUGUCAGGUACUUGUCAUCGGUCAGAGGAAAGAAGGUAGAGUUAACCUCGAAGUCAAUUUUUGAAAUUUAAAAGUAAAUUGUAAAUUCAAUACCUUGCUGGUAAAAAUUACUGAAGUAAGUGUGAACAAUAAAUUGUCAUUAUGAAUAUAAUAAUGAAAACAGUUUCUAGGAAUUAUAAUGUUGGUUUAUCACCUAUUAGAAAUAUUCACAUAACCAAAGUACAAUACCUGUAUUCACAGUCAGCUCUUGGUGUUGAUUCAUAUUUAAACACAAGGAAGAAAAUAAAAGAACAAUUUGCGCAAUUUUCUGAGAAUUUUAAGACAAAAAUGAACGAUUUCGUUCAAAAUCCUAAUCACAUGAUUUUUACUGAGGACUUAAAAAAUAUGGUUCAUAUGGCUGAGCCUUCAGAUUUAAAUGUGAUGCUGGAAAUGAUUAAAAAAUUUAAUACACAGAAAACAGAAUUCAGAUUCGGAUCCUUUGUAUUUGGGCCAGUAGUUAUGAGAAUGUUCUACUUCCUUGAUGCACCUUUAGAAGCAAUUAAAAGUUUUGAAGAUCCUGCAAAUGAUGGUUUCUAUGAUCAAUUAAUCACUUAUCAAAUUUUACUUGAUUUAUUGUACAACCAUGCAAUGUAUGAAGAAAUGUACAAAAUAUUUGCUAAAAUACAAGAGCGUCAAGUGAAUAUGACAAAGUACCCCAAAUAUCCAGUUGUAUUAGUGCUUGCUGCAUGUUACAAACAGAACUCAGUGCAGAGUUAUGAAUAUGCUAAGAAAUUAUGGAAUGAAAUGAUGCAAGUGGGAUCCAUACCACUUAGGAGAGCUUGCACAUUAAUGGCGGCAUUAGCAUUGAAGAAUAAUGAGCCUCAUGUAGCACUGGAGUGCGUCGCACUGCAAACACCACACUAUCUCACCAUUAGGAAUAUUAAGGUUAUGGCAUUAUCUAAAAUUGAAAGGAUAGAUGAUGCAUUGCCUAUCCUGAGAGGAGUUCUGGAUGUGGAUAGUCCUAAGAUGGAAAAACAUACAUUUUUCGAAGAAACUAUAUCAAUAGUUAAAGAAGCUGUGAAUAAAAGCAACAACAAAGACUAUGCCAAAGAGUUCACAGAUGUAGAGAAAGCUCUUAGAGAUCGUGGUCUCGUUGACAGCCAGACAUUGGACAAGCUUGUGACAAGUGAGAUAAUUUUAUCACCCAAGGUCAAGAACCCAGUCCGUGGUAUGCCUAGAAUGCCCUUCGGACAACGUCAGAAGACCAGAAAUAUGAGCUAGUGAUAGCAUCUUUGAAGAUACGUCCGUAAAAAUAUUUCAUUUGUGGAAUAAAAACUUUAAUGUAUAUCACUACCUAGUAUACAGCAAACUCAAAAAUCAAAUUAAAAAAGUAUGUGUGUCUGGUUGUUGUAUGUAUGUUUUGAUGGGUUUUUUUCUAAUAGAUUCAAGAGGAAGGUUUACAAUACAUUUUUAUAUGAAUCUAUUAAACUACUCUGAAUUUAAUGCGUGCGAAGCUACGGGCAAAAGCUAGUAUACUAGUGAAAACCAAAAGGAAGUUGUAUUCUCACUAUAAAUAAAUUCGCUAUUACUCCUUUUUUUGUAUGUAGCUUAUACAUUAAAAUUUUUAUUCCAUAUAAUUGUGGUAAUUGCAAAUGUUAUCCAAGUGUAGUGUUAACCAUUUUGUAGAUUCUUUGAAAAUUUGUUGGUGUAAAUAAUAUAAGCGUGUUUGUUCUGCGUGUUUUAUGAAUGAAUGAAUG
Zerene cesonia (dogface butterfly) is the source of this 1756-nucleotide messenger RNA. RefSeq names its product pentatricopeptide repeat-containing protein 2, mitochondrial-like. Bases 162 to 1280 code for a protein of 372 amino acids. Lineage: Eukaryota; Metazoa; Arthropoda; Insecta; Lepidoptera; Pieridae. Gene Ontology annotation, cellular component: mitochondrion. Gene Ontology annotation, molecular function: protein binding; RNA binding. Gene Ontology annotation, biological process: mitochondrion organization; regulation of mRNA processing; multicellular organism development. The transcript is spliced from 9 exons. The record is from RefSeq and is a predicted model, not a curated record.